Messenger RNA from Brenthis ino (lesser marbled fritillary), 1887 nucleotides. NCBI's taxonomy places the organism in Eukaryota, Metazoa, Arthropoda, Insecta, Lepidoptera, Nymphalidae. The record is from the annotation of a GenBank genome assembly.
AUGUCCUCACCAUCCAAGAAACGUUUUAAAAAGCAAACUUGGUGCAAGAGAUUAAUCUAUAAACGAUUACCUAUCACAAAAUGGUUUCCUGAAUACAAUUCGGAAAAGGCUCUAGCGGACUUUAUAGCUGGAGUUACAGUGGGACUUACGGUUAUACCGCAGGCAUUGGCUUAUGCGACACUCGCUGGGCUACAUCCUCAGUAUGGCCUCUACUCGUCGUUCAUGGGAUGUUUUGUGUACCUAAUAUUUGGUUCGUGUAAGGACAUAACGCUUGGUCCGACUGCUCUGUUAGCUCUCAUGACGUAUGAGCAAAUACAGGGGAGAAACUCCGACUAUGCAAUACUCCUGUGCUUCCUAACCGGUGUAGUUCAGUUAGCUAUGGGAAUAUUGCAUUUAGGUGUCCUGAUAGAUUUUAUAUCUGUGCCAGUGACAGUAGGGUUCACUUCAGCUACGUCUGUCAUCAUCGCAGUUUCACAGCUCAAAGGAUUAUUGGGACUUCAGUUCAAAUCCAGGGGAUUUAUAGAUACUUUGAAAAAGGUGUUCCUAAACUUACCAAAUGCAAAAUUGGCGGAUAGCACCUUAGGAAUAACGAGCAUAGUUGUUCUGCUUCUAAUGAGGAAAAUGAAGGACAUAAAUUUGCCGCAAAGUCAAAAAAGUUUGAAGAAGGCAUUAUGGCUGUUGUCGACUUCGAGGAACGCCAUAAUCGUACUGCUUUGCUCAGUAAUGGCAUUCGCAUGGGAGUCACACUCGGAAUCUCCCUUCAAACUCACUGGCACUGUAAAAGAAGGACUCCCAUCAUGGUCGGUUCCGCCGUUCAAUACAAAUUACAAUGGGCGGAAUGUUACGUUUAUUGAAAUGUGUUCGGACUUGGGCUCUUCAAUAGUCCUCGUGCCAAUUAUUGGUGUUCUAGGAAAUGUCGCCAUUGCAAAGGCUUUUGCGAGCGGUGAGUCAGUGGAUGCUACUCAGGAGUUGAUAACCUUAUCGCUUUCAAAUAUUUUGGGUUCAUUUGUAAGCGCUAUGCCUAUUACCGGAUCUUUCUCCCGGAGUGCAGUUAAUCACGCGAGUGGUGUCGCCACGCAGUUUGGAAGUUUGUAUACUGGUGUAUUAGUACUCCUCGCCCUAAGUUUAUUGACGCCAUAUUUCUACUACAUACCCAAAGCAGCGCUCGCUGCGGUUGUGAUAUGCGCAGUGAUAUUUAUGAUAGAAUACGAGGUAGUAAAACCGAUGUGGCGUUCGAGACGCGCCGAUCUUGUGCCAGCGUUCGCUACGUUUGCUCUCUGCCUUAUAGUUGGAGUGGAACUGGGUAUUGUCGCUGGAGUCUUACUAAACGUUAUCCUUCUUAUAUAUCCCAGUGCUAGACCUGCAAUGGAAGCCGAGAUCAUAACAAACUCAUCGGGUUUCAGCUAUCUUUUAAUAACAGUCGGGAACAGCUUGUACUUCCCCGGCGUGGAGUACAUACGACAGUAUGUGACCAGAGCCGCCAAGAAACAAGGAGGAUGCAGUAUGCCGGUUGUCAUUGAUUGUAGAUUUGUACUGGGUGCAGAUUUCACAGCAGCAAAAGGUAUAUGUGCGUUGUCCAACUCAUUAUCUUCCCGUGGUCAGCCGUUAGUACUGUUAUCACCUCGGUCGAGCGUCGCGUCAGUGUUCAAAGGGGCCGGCUCCGGGGUUGUUGUUGUGUUGAAUGCAUCUGAUUUAGAUGCUACCCUGCAAGAGCUCACCGGUCAAAUAGCGUUACCAGAUAUGAAUACUAAGGAAAAGAAACGUAUAACACCACCUCCCUCAUACAAAUCACUCAACCAGUUAGACGACGACGCCAUAGAAGUGGUCAUCGCAGAACCAAAUAGCACUCCCUUACUAACAAGUAUGACAUCUAAUGUCAAUGACACG